GCCGGCCAUGCUGAGGACGCGCCGGGCCCGCGUGGGCGCUUGGCUGCUCCGGGCCGCUCGGGGCCCGGAGCCGGGCCGCUCGGCUUCGGGGGCGCGCGGGCAGGGCUGGCUGCAGCCCGCGGGAUACGACACGGGCGUCAAGGUGUACAACAGCCUCACCCGGAGGAAGGACCCGUUGAUUGUGAGCCGCGCGGACGCCGCCUCCUGGUAUAGCUGUGGACCAACUGUCUACGAUCACGCACACCUGGGUCAUGCUUGCUCCUAUGUCAGAUUUGAUAUAAUUCGGAGGAUCCUCACCAGGGUGUUUGGGUGCAACGUCGUCAUGGUGAUGGGAAUCACGGACGUGGAUGAUAAGAUAAUCAGACGUGCCAACGAGAUGAGCGUGUCGCCCGCAUCCCUGGCCCGUCUUUACGAAGAAGACUUCAAACAGGACAUGGCGGCCCUGAAGGUUCUCCCGCCCACCGCCUACCUGCGGGUGACUGAGCAUGUGCCUCAGAUCAUCGCCUUCAUCGAGAGGAUCAUCGCUAACGGGCAUGCUUACUGCACAGCGAACGGCAACGUGUACUUCGACCUGCAGUCGCGAGGCGACAGGUGUAACCCCCCUGCCCUGCGGCCGCGUCCUGUCAGUCCCGUCUCUAGCUGUGUGUGGCCUCCUGAGCGGUCCUUGUCAUCUCUGCUCCAGGCGCUCCUUCUGCUGGUCCCUGACCGUCCGCACUUGCGAGUGGACUCUGACAAGCGGCACGCCAGCGACUUCGCGCUGUGGAAGGCGGCGAAGCCCCAGGAGCCGUUCUGGGGCUCCCCGUGGGGCGACGGGCGGCCUGGCUGGCACAUCGAGUGCUCCACCAUCGCCAGUCUGGUGUUCGGAAGUCGGCUGGACAUCCACUCCGGCGGCGUGGACCUGGCGUUCCCGCACCACGAGAACGAGAUCGCCCAGUGUGAGGCCUUCCACCAGUGCCCGCAGUGGGGGAACUACUUCCUGCAUUCCGGGCACCUGCACGUGAAGGGCGGAGGAGAGAAGAUGUCCAAGUCGCUGAAGAACUACAUCACCAUUAAGGACUUCCUCCGCUCCGCCUCUCCCGACGUCUUCCGGCUCUUCUGCCUGCGGAGCAGCUACAGGUCAGCCGUCGACUACAGCGAGGGUGCCCUGCUCGAGGCCAGGCGCCUGCUGCGGGCUGCGGCCGCCUUCGCGGAGGACGCGCGGGCCUAUGUGAGGGGGCAGCUGGCCGGCGGCUCCGUCCAGGAGGACGUGUUGUGGGAGAGGCUGGGCCGCACCAAGGGGGCCGUGCAGGCGGCCUUGGCGGACGACUUCGACACGGUGCGGGCGGUGGACGCCGUCAUGGACCUCGUCCACCACGGGAACAAGCAGCUGAAGGCGGCCGCCGAGGAGCCCCGCGGUCCCCGGAGCCCCGCCGUGCUGGGAGCCAUCGUGGCCUCCGUGGAGCAGUUCUUUGAGACGGUGGGCAUUUCUCUGGCCGAGCGACAGGGUGUCCCAGGGGCGGGCAGCCCGGCCGCCCUGCACAGUCUGGUGGAGGAGCUGGUCCGCUUCCGGCUGAAGGUCCGACAGUUCGCUCUGGCCUCCGGGGAGGCCCCUGGGGAGGCGCGGCGGCAGCGGCUCCUGGAGCGGCGGCCCCUGCUGGAGGCGUGCGACGAGCUGCGCAGGGACCUGGCGGUCCACGGCAUUAGCAUCAAGGAGCGGCUCGUCCACGUGGGAGCUGCUGGGUCCGAGGACAGAAGACCCCACACCCAGGAGCUGAGGACGGGGGAAGCGAGGCUGUGGUCUCCUGCCAGGGCUCUGUACCCUUUAAGUCACAGUAAAGCUUCAUGUGAAAGUUGCUGUUGUGGCUGUUUUCCCUUAAAAUAAACCAAGCCCACGGCACCCUUGGUGUGAGUAGGUGUUGAGAAGGGUUUCCUUUCAGCACGGAUGGCACAGGACGGAAGCCCCACACGGGCUCCUGGGAGACAACCGGGGGGGGGGGCAGGAUCCCUGCCCCAGGUCACCUGGACCCUGCCUGACAGGCAGAGUAGGUCUGGGCCUGUGGGUUUCCAUCUGCUGUGUCUGGUAACAAAGUAACACGUUUCCCAGAGAAAACUGCAGCCGAGGAAACCCCAGCAGGCUGCCAGCUCCGAUGCACCACGCUCCCUCAACGCUGGGUUCUUGGGGUACCAGUGUGAGCAGAUGCCCCAGGGCAGGGCUGCGUGAGGGUGUCUGGGUGGCGCGGUGGGAGCCGGCAGGGUGAGCAGGGACCGAGCUAGCUGGCGGCCUCGCCCCGUCUCCCUGCUCUCGCAGGCGGGGAGCCCCAGCUGAGCAGGGCACCGGCAGGAAACAGAGGGGACUGCCUGCCGCUCCAGCUCUCAGCCAGGCCCCUGGGCCAUCCAGAACCGGUCCACGGCUCCGCCCCGGGCAGCAGGACAGCCUGGCAGUCACGUUAACUUCACCGACCUUGCUGCCCCAACAGGCAGGGGCCCUCGUUCUACAGGAGGGACCCUGAGGAGCAGUGAAAACCCCCUUGAAGGCAGGUGGCCGGCCCCUGAUGGAGACAGGUGCUCAGUCCUGGGGGUGGCGGGGAUUGGCUGAUGGCCGCCUGCUCUCCUGGGGGGGUGUGUCCUGCCUGGAGCUGGUGAACACCCGGGGCUGCAGAGGAGCCAGGAGCAUCGCCCAGCUGCUCCGUCAAGCAGAGGGACUCAAGAGACGCCGUGGUUCCUGUGACUGCUGCCUUAUGUCUUCCACGGAGAGAAGCUGCUGUAUUCCAGGCUGAUCACUUCACUUUAGCA
Molecule: messenger RNA, 2772 nt
Organism: Dama dama (fallow deer)
Lineage: Eukaryota; Metazoa; Chordata; Mammalia; Artiodactyla; Cervidae
Gene: CARS2
Product: cysteinyl-tRNA synthetase 2, mitochondrial
Exons: 16
Coding region: 8-1861 (617 amino acids)
Biological process (GO): cysteinyl-tRNA aminoacylation
Cellular component (GO): cytoplasm
Molecular function (GO): ATP binding; cysteine-tRNA ligase activity
Source: RefSeq, a predicted model, not a curated record